Larimichthys crocea (large yellow croaker) is the source of this 1227-nucleotide messenger RNA. RefSeq names its product pleckstrin homology domain containing, family A (phosphoinositide binding specific) member 3 (gene plekha3). Lineage: Eukaryota; Metazoa; Chordata; Actinopteri; Sciaenidae. The transcript is spliced from 8 exons. Gene Ontology annotation, biological process: endosome organization; receptor recycling; retrograde transport, endosome to Golgi. Gene Ontology annotation, cellular component: recycling endosome; trans-Golgi network; early endosome. The record is from RefSeq and is a predicted model, not a curated record. Bases 305 to 1087 code for a protein of 260 amino acids.
CCUGCGCGCUUCCGUAGAGAAGCUGCUGUUUUGUUGACAUCUCUCCUCCAUCAGCUGACUGAAGUUAGCAGCUCGUCAGUUCACGGACACAAACUCAAACCCUCAGCAUGACUUUCACCUCAUGCCAACGCUGCACGCAUGAUACAAAAAGACACGCGCUCACACCACGAAAGACAGCUCGCGCUUCCUCAGAAGAGCUCGCGACGAGCGUCGGCUGUCGCUCGUGAGAGACGUUACAGCGACCGUUAGCUUCGAGCUACGACAGGAAGCUAACGCGCUAAGUUAGCCGAUGUAAAGCGACACGAUGGAGGGGAUCCUGUACAAAUGGACGAACUACAUGACAGGCUGGCAGCCGCGCUGGUUCGUCUUAGAGAACGGAGUUAUCUCUUACUACGACAACGAGGACGACGUCGGUAAAGGAAGCAAAGGAUCCAUCAAGAUGUCCGUGUGUGACAUUAAAGUUCAUCCGACAGAUCCCACGCGUCUAGAGUUGAUAAUCCCCGGUGAGCAGCAUUUCUACGUCCGAGCUGUGAACGCCGCAGAGAGACAGAGGUGGCUGGUGGCUUUAGGCUCGUCCAAAGCUGGAACUCUGGACAGCCACAAACACAAAGGUCCUGACUGUCUGAAGACGAAGAUGUCUGAACUUCGUCUGUACUGUGACCUCCUAGUGCAGCAGGUCCAAACCAUCCAAUCACAGCACAGUGACGACACAGAGGCGGCGCCCACCUCAGAGGCCUCUCUGCUCAGUGCAACCUGUGCAACGUUCAUCAGGACUUUAGAGGAGUGUAUGACCCUGGCCAACCAGAGUUUAACACCCGACCUCCGACCUCCUGAAAGGAUGAAGAGGUCAAUCAGUCACCCUGGAACAUACAGCUUCGACAGGUCAGGGGUGCUAAAGGAGUACUUGAGUGGAGGUCAAAGAUCAACUCAGCGCAGGAACCGGACAUGCUCCGACAGCUCUGUUUAUGACACUGAACGUGUGCUUUCCAGUCUCAACGGCGACUCGUCCUCCAUUCCUGAAGAGAGAGGCGGCAACGUGAGCCCAAAGACCACACCCACUGACACAGACACUGACCUGUCCAUCUGAAGACGAGACCUCCAUCCCAAAAAAAACAAAAACCCUGCUGGACUCUGUGAGAGGUACCAGGAACAAGAUCGGUAUCAGUGGCUGCCUCCAGUCCAGAUAUUGACGAGAUCUUCAAUAAACCAAGGAUGGAUUGACCUACA